AUGUCCAAUAGCUGUCCUCAGUUCGUCUCGACCCCGCGUCCCCUCAUCCCUCCGAUGCGCCUGAGCUCGUGGGAACCAUCUCACACUGCACAAGGAGGAGCGUACAUGCCAUUGUUGGGUCGUGUGUUGUUCUUGGCGCUCGGACCUGUUUUGUGGGAGACGGGGAACAUGCUAAGGCCGCGCUCAGGUCUGGUUCAGUCCUCCGCGCUCAUCGAUCACUCGGCGCGGCGCGGGAGGGACGCUCACAGUGGGUGGGAGCGGGGAGUAUGGCGUAAGACGUACAGCGUGGUGUUAAGAAUGUGUCCAGCGGUGAGAUAUGGAUGUUAUGCAAGCAUCAGUUUGAACGGUUGA
Molecule: messenger RNA, 351 nt
Organism: Knipowitschia caucasica
Lineage: Eukaryota; Metazoa; Chordata; Actinopteri; Gobiiformes; Gobiidae
Source: the annotation of a GenBank genome assembly